Microthlaspi erraticum is the source of this 834-nucleotide messenger RNA. The record is from the annotation of a GenBank genome assembly. Lineage: Eukaryota; Viridiplantae; Streptophyta; Magnoliopsida; Brassicales; Brassicaceae.
AUGGCGACGCAGGAGUUUGCUGGUGCUGUAACAGCGGUGUUUUGGAACAUCGAUACGUGUCCCGUUCCCCGAGGCUUUGAUGCUCGUCGGGUGUUUCCAUGUAUGAAACGGUAUCUGGAGAAAUUAGGUUACACGGGGCCUCUCACCAUGAAGGUAUUUGGCACACUAAAAGACACCCCUGCUGAUCACCUGGAAGCAGUCUCUUCCACUGGAUUCCUUCUUUAUGUCGACCCCUUCGGUUCCGGUUCCAACAGUCUUUUGGGGUAUAUGUCUCUAUGGAGAGCACAUAAUCCACCUCCAGCAAAUUUCAUGGUCAUAACCCAUUCAACAGACCACGUUGCUCCUAUUGACUUGAGCAGGCUACAAGGCUGGAGGUACAACGUUGUUACUCCGUAUCCACUUGGUCGUCCCGCCUCCUCCACUAAUGCCUGGGAAAGCUUUCUUCUCGCGGAGUCAAGGGCACUUGAGAAGGAGAAUGAUUACAGCAUUCAAACGGUUGAAUCUUCCUGGGUUUGCGAAGUAUGCUGUUCCGUUACCGGCCGAGGCUUUGACAAUUUCACCACGCAUAUGUCUAGUAAAGAACAUGCAUAUUGGAAGUCCACGUAUCUCCCUAUUGCACAGGAUGAGUAUGAGGAAGAGGAAGAGGAAGAGGAAGAGGAAGAUGAAGAUGAAGAUGAAGAUGAAGAUGAAGAUGAAGAUGAAGAUGAAGAUGAAGAGGAAGAGGAUGAGGAUGAGGAUGAGGAAGAGGAAGAGGAAGAGGAAGAGGAAGAGGAUGAGGAAGAGGAAGAGGAAGAGGAAGAGGAAGCCUGUGAAAGCAGCCAUUUACUGUUGUAA